AUGCACAUUGUGUACAUGGGUGACCGACCAAAGGGAGAAUUCAUUCCUUCGUCUCUUCAUACCAGUGUAUUACAAGAAGUGCUUGGCAGCGAUGCAUCAGAUGCUUUAGUCCAUAGUUACCAUAAAAGCUUCAACGGAUUCGCGGCAAAACUUAGAAAGGAUGAGGUGCAAAAACUAGCUGACAUGGAAGGAGUUGUAUCCGUGUUUCCAAGUGGAAAGAAACAACUCCACACAACAAGGUCAUGGGACUUCAUGGGAUUCUCCAAACAUGUCCAAAGAGCAGGCCUCGAAGGCGAUAUCAUCAUCGGUAUGCUCGAUACAGGAAUAUGGCCUGAGUCAGAAAGUUUCAGCGACGAAGGAUUUGGUCCACCACCUCAAAAAUGGAAAGGCUUUUGCCAAGAGUCAUCCAAUUUCACCUGUAACAACAAAAUCAUCGGAGCUCGAUACUACCGGAGUGAUGGCAUCUUCGGCGAGAAGGAUAUCGUAUCUCCAAGGGACUCAAAUGGCCAUGGUUCUCACACUUCGUCCACGGCAGCUGGGGCCUUAGUGAACCACGCAAGCCUAUUAGGGCUCGGGUCAGGCACUGCGCGAGGAGGAGUACCUUCGGCACGCAUUGCUGUCUACAAGAUAUGUUGGUUCGACGGCUGUUUCGACGCGGAUAUUCUCGCUGCUUUUGAUGAUGCCAUUGCGGACGGCGUCGACAUCAUCUCUCUUUCGGUUGGUGGCUCUACUUCGUUUGAUUACUUCAAUGAUUCAAUCGCCAUUGGAGCUUUCCAUUCCAUGAAGAACGGAAUACUCACGUCGAAUUCCGCUGGUAACUCUGGCCCUGGACCGGCGACGAUCACAAACCUUUCACCGUGGUCGCUUUCUGUUGCUGCCAGCACUAUUGAUAGGAAGUUUUUGACCCAAGUGAAGUUGGGCAAUGGCGAGGUGUAUGAGGGUAUCUCUGUAAACACCUUUAAUCUUGAGGAAAAAUUGUUCCCUGUUAUACAUGGUGGAAAUGCCCCAAAUAAAACAGGAGGCUUUACUUCGGAAGAAUCUAGGUAUUGUGAAGAAGGUUCCUUGGACGAAAAAUUGGUGAAAGAUAAAAUUGUUGUGUGCGAUUGGUCUGGUGGAGACGGGAGUGCUGCUUGCGUGGGGGGCUCAUCAGGAAUUAUAAUGCAAGAUGGAGAAGUUAAGGACUUCGCCAGACUUUUUCCUAUUCCCACUUCUACUUUCAACCCUAACGAGGGCAAUGAGAUCUCCCUAUACGUAAACUCCACUAGAAAGCCAAGUGCAACUAUCCGGAAGAGUAUUGAGGUGAAAGAUGAAUCGGCCCCAUUUGUGGUUUCAUUCUCAUCAAGGGGUCCAAACCCCAUUACGAGUGACAUUCUCAAGCCGGAUCUAACAGCUCCAGGAGUAGAUAUUUUGGCUGCAUGGUCAGAAGCUACGAGUCCAACAAGGCUAUCAGUGGACUUUAGAGUGGUUUCAUACAAUAUAAUCUCUGGUACAUCCAUGUCUUGCCCACAUGCAACAGCAGCCGCUGCCUACGUCAAGUCGUUUAACCCAACAUGGUCUCCUGCUGCCAUUAAGUCUGCGCUAAUGACCACAGCUUAUCCAUUAACUAACGAGAUUAACAAAGAUGCUGAGUUUGCUUAUGGUUCUGGGCACAUAGACCCUUUAAGGGCGAUCAACCCUGGUUUGGUAUACGAUGCUGGAGAGAGUGAUUACGUGGAAUUCUUGUGUGGACAAGGGUACAGCACUAAGUCUCUCAGACUUGUAACCGGUGAUAAGAGCAGUUGCUCCAAUGUCCAGAAAAUACAUGCCUCCAAUUUGAACUAUCCUUCUUUCGCUCUUUCCACAAUUUCAACCAACGCCAUCACCCGCGUUUUUCAUAGGACUGUCACAAAUGUUGGGUCCCCGACGUCCACCUAUAAGGCCAUUGUGAAAGCCCCCGAGGGAAUGAAAGUGAUAGUCAAACCAAAGACUCUUUGUUUUGAGUCAAUUGGGCAGAAGAAGUCGUUUGUUGUGAAGAUCACGGCUAAAGUUGAUGCGAACCGAAGUAUGAUUUCUGGGGCUCUGGUAUGGGAUGAUGGUCAGCGACAAGUUAGAAGUCCCAUAGUUGCAUAUUAUUCUUAUUCUUCUUAA
Molecule: messenger RNA, 2127 nt
Organism: Humulus lupulus (European hop)
Lineage: Eukaryota; Viridiplantae; Streptophyta; Magnoliopsida; Rosales; Cannabaceae
Product: cucumisin-like
Exons: 9
Coding region: 1-2127 (708 amino acids)
Biological process (GO): proteolysis
Molecular function (GO): serine-type endopeptidase activity
Source: RefSeq, a predicted model, not a curated record